Molecule: messenger RNA, 756 nt
Organism: Megalops cyprinoides (Indo-Pacific tarpon)
Lineage: Eukaryota; Metazoa; Chordata; Actinopteri; Elopiformes; Megalopidae
Product: CD276 antigen-like
Exons: 3
Coding region: 1-756 (251 amino acids)
Source: RefSeq, a predicted model, not a curated record
AUGUAUGAUGCCAGUAAGCGCUCUCUGACUGUGUCCACAGUGCUUUCUCCGGUCGAGCAGCCGGUGACCCCAGUGCUCGCAGCUCCGGGCAGUGAUGUCACUCUCAGCUGCUCCUUUCCGCAGAGACAGACUGACAGCCUCGACAGUGUGAUUGUCAACUGGCAGCGUGGAGAUACAGAGGUGGUUCACAGCUACUAUCGAAGGAAAGAUCAACUACAGAGGCAGAGUUCAGUCUACAGGGGGCGCACUCAGCUCUUCCCAGAAGAGCUGUCAGUGGGUAAUGCCUCGCUAAGACUUAGGGGGGUGCAGGGGAGCGACCAUGGCGAGUACAUCUGUGCAGUGGCCAAUGAGAUAAGCAAAAUCCAGGAGAAACUGCUCCUCCUUGUGGCCGCCCCCUACGAUGAACCUCAGCUUGCCAUCCAGACCUCCUGUGACAUCAUCAUCGUCACCCUCACUUCCUCCCAGGGCUUCCCCCAGCCCACUGUCAUGUGGAGAGACACGACAGGAAGUGACAUCAGCAAUGAGAGCCACACCCGUACAGAGCUGGACAGCAGAGGGCGCUAUACAGUGCGCAGUGAGAUGAAGCUGAAGCUGAAGGACACACAGACCCUCAGUGUUGAGAUGAGUCUGGAUGUGCUCAAGCAGAGCUUCUCUCACUCCCUCACCUUCCAGCCACUGCCAGACCAUGUCCCACAGCACUGCUCCCUAAAGGGUCAGGGGCGGAUCCAGGCCAUGUCCCACACCACUGCUCCCUAA